AUGGGGCGCUUUUGUCACUACAUUAUCCUCACAAGUCUCCUGGCCGUCUUCACAUGCACCCUGGCUCUCCCUAUGUCCGCCGUAAGUCAUGCUUUUUGCUCUUAAACCAAAUUCCCCUUCCCGGUCCACAAAAACACACACACACACAUCUUUGAAUUGACACGUCAAGGUCACUUGCGUGGUGAAAAUGUUGCUUGUACACAACAUGACGCGAGGCAGUGUGCUAGGGAUCUAAUCCAUCGCUAGUAGUGUGGAAAGGCGUCCACCUGACAGACCUUCAAAGCGGUUAUCGGUCGUCUGACUGUUCUCGCGAGAUCACUGAAAUCACACUCAGUGGAUCACUCACCUAAUGUCACCUCGGUAGCGUGCUGCGCGCUUAUAUAGACAGGGUGACGUAAGAGCACUCAGACAGUUAGCAGUGUAACCCACAGCAUCACGGAAUAUUCCGCGAUGUGAGAAUGUAUGUGUGUACAUGUACGCAUGCAUUGGACAGAGCACUUCCAACCUGCACUUGGCAUGAUGUCCGCUUGACACCUAGAACACUGCAGUGAGACAAAUUACCCUGCAACAAGUAGAGGCCUGCCGUCUGUGUGCCAGUAAGCAGAAAUUACUAGACUAUCCUAACUACCCGACGAAUUGCCGAGUAGGAGUACCCUGACCCUCCUUCCACCUCUUGUCUUCCACAGACCGACCGAUACUACAUUAGACGGAGACCGGAGCACCUCUUUGACACGGUGGUUGUGGACGAGGCGGUAGAGCUGUGCAAGAAGGAGCUCGCCAAGGACUACAUGACGGGACAGGGCUCGGGAAAAGACGAACCCUGGAAGUGGCAGCAAACGGAGGGCGGUGACGCCUACUUCAUUCUGAAGUCGGACGUGAAGGACCUGAGCGUGGGUGCAAACUGUCUCUUCCUCACCUCCCUGGAAAUAAUGGCUCGGCGGAUAGCCCUUGAGGCGGCCACGGAGGAACCAGCGGACGCACAGGAUCCGCGCCCCACGACGGCCGACUAUUUUGUAUGA
Molecule: messenger RNA, 1019 nt
Organism: Spirometra erinaceieuropaei
Lineage: Eukaryota; Metazoa; Platyhelminthes; Cestoda; Diphyllobothriidea; Diphyllobothriidae
Source: the annotation of a GenBank genome assembly